GCCCGCCUUCCGAAGGUGGCAGGGCGGCCUCCUCCUCUGACCCCGGUCACCGCCUCCAUGAGGGGUCCGCCGGACUGAGCGCGGGAAGCGGGCUCUAGUCGGUUCUCGGCAGGCGAGGGCCAGAGCAGGAGAGGCCUCUUGCGGCGAGACCAGGCCCUGAGGAUGGACUAGGAGGGUCGCGAGUCCCUUUGUCUGCUCUUUGCUGUUUAGGAAGGGGGCGGGGCCGCGCCGGCUCCCGCCCCGGAAGCGGAAGUGUAGGCACUGCGAGGUCCUGUCCAGCGCGAGUCCGGCCUGUGCGCCAGCCGUUCCGUGCGUUGGUCAUCUCGUGUCCUUGCUCCCACCGGUGUGCUGUUCUCCGUCCCCGCGAUGCUGUCUCUAGACUUUUUGGACGAUGUGCGGCGGAUGAACAAGCGGCAGCUCUAUUAUCAAGUCCUAAAUUUUGGAAUGAUUGUCUCCUCGGCACUAAUGAUCUGGAAGGGGUUAAUGGUAAUAACUGGAAGUGAAAGUCCAAUUGUAGUGGUGCUCAGUGGCAGCAUGGAGCCUGCAUUUCAUAGAGGAGAUCUUCUCUUUCUAACAAAUCGAGUUGAAGAUCCCAUACGAGUGGGAGAAAUUGUUGUUUUUAGAAUAGAAGGAAGAGAGAUUCCUAUAGUUCACCGAGUCUUGAAGAUUCAUGAAAAGCAAAAUGGGCAUAUCAAAUUUUUGACCAAAGGAGAUAAUAAUGCAGUUGAUGACCGAGGCCUCUAUAAACAAGGACAACAUUGGCUAGAGAAAAAAGAUGUCGUGGGGAGAGCCAGGGGAUUUUAUCAAGAUAACAGAUCAGUGGAGGACAGGAAUUAUUUGUUCCUUAUAUUGGAAUUGUGACGAUCCUCAUGAAUGACUAUCCUAAAUUUAAGUAUGCAGUACUCUUUUUGCUGGGUUUAUUUGUGCUGGUCCAUCGUGAGUAAGCAGUCUGCCUUGCUGUCCCUCAGAAGAUGCUGUACUUUUUGUUACUGGAUGUCUGGAGUAGAUAUUGGUCUGUGAUUGGUGGAAUGGACAACACACAUGUUGACACUUCUUGGUAGCACUGGUUUGCAUUAGUUUAUGUUUCCACACCAGAGUAUGUGUGGGCGGGCACAUGUGCACCAUGGAGUGCACUCAAGGGGACUUUCAAUCACAGGAUUUCAUAGUUGUCAUUGUCACACUUUCACAUUUUUGUACAUUAGUGAAUUUUUUAUAUUAAAAGGUUGAGCCAAAGCCCCCAGUGUUUGUAUUUUGAAGCCAAGCUUCACUUAUAAAGUGCCUACAGAGUUCUGUAAACAAAAAUGCAACUCUGCACGAGUUUGAAACCAUCAUACCUCCUUAUAAUGGGAAUGGCAUAUACUAAGGUGGUCGUAAGUCUUAACUUUUCAAAAUUUUAAAUAAAAGACUUUGCACAUUGAA
This is a messenger RNA of Carlito syrichta (Philippine tarsier), 1419 nucleotides long. It is a transcript of the gene SEC11A, whose product is annotated as SEC11 homolog A, signal peptidase complex subunit. Bases 367 to 861 code for a protein of 164 amino acids. Gene Ontology annotation, cellular component: membrane; signal peptidase complex. Lineage: Eukaryota; Metazoa; Chordata; Mammalia; Primates; Tarsiidae. The record is from RefSeq and is a predicted model, not a curated record. Gene Ontology annotation, molecular function: serine-type endopeptidase activity. The transcript has 7 exons.